CAACUGACACAUGACAGCGCACAGGAGACGCAACUUUAACAGCCCAGGAACCCCAGACUCUACCUAAAUCUCUCACGGGUUCAAACACAGCUGAAAUGUCAGAGUACGAUUAUGAGUUGGAUCUCAACGAAACAAAGUGCGGGGAAAACUGCACAUUGGCGACAGUCCCUCCAGCUUUGCCCGAGAUUGGCCACCGCCACUAUAUCGUCCUGACCUGCUAUGCCAUUGUCUUCCUGUUGGGCGUCCCAGGAAACGGCCUGGUAGUCUGGGUGACGGCCUUCCGGAUGCCACGUUCGGUCAAUGCCCUGUGGUUCCUGAACCUGGCCAUAGCCGACCUGCUGUGCUGCCUGUCCGUGCCUUUGAUCAUGGUGCCGCUGGCCCAGGAUAAGCACUGGCCCUUCGGCCUUGCGGCCUGUAAGCUGGUGCACGGCCUGCUCUACAUGCUCAUGUACUGCAGCGUGCUGCUGCUGGUGCUUAUCAGCCUGGACCGCUGGCUGCUGGUGUCCCGGCCCACUUGGUGCCAGAACUGGAGAAGGCCACGCUAUGCUAGCUGGGUCUGCUUAGUCAUCUGGAUACUAGCUCUUGUUAUCAGCAUUCCCCAGUUCAACGAAAUGGAGGUGGACAGGCGAGGAUCGAAGAUAAUAUGUGCUGGCAUGUAUGGCACCCUGCUUGAAGCUUGGAGCAUCACAGUUUUCCGCUUCCUGGUGGGUUUCUUCAUGCCCUUCUUGGUCAUCUGCGUAAGUCAUUGGAUGGUCUAUCAGAGGGCAGGCCGAGGUCCAGGGCAGAACAAGAGGUCGGCACGGACCGUGCGCGUCAUCCUCGCCAUAGUGCUGAGCUUCUUCCUGUGCUGGCUUCCGUUGCACAUCAUGGAUUUCCUUCAGAUGGUUGCGCAAAAGAAUACAGAGAUACAGCAUAACGUGCUCCUGUUCCGUGUGUUGGCUCUCUGCCUGGCCUACUUCAACAGCUGCCUCAACCCACUGCUCUACGUGUGCCUGGGCCGUGGCUUCAGAGAUAGCCUGACGAAGACGUUGAGGAGCGUGCUCCACUUUGCCUCUGAGGAACCCCCACGGGGGCUCAGCAUGACAGGCAACACCAAGAGCACCACUGACAGCAACCAUUUUGCAACAGAAAACAGAGUUCACUAAGAGCUCUCAAAACUGGCUCAACUUUAACCCUAGGAACCCCUUUGUCCAGCUCAAAUUCAAGCAUUCUCAGCCUCAGCACACUGUCUUGUAACUUUCAUAAGCUUUUGGCGCAGGAAUUAGUUAAAACAGUGCAGGACAGUUGGCCCUAGGGACUGACCUUGAGAACUUUUGACUUAGAACAUCAGGGCCUUUCCUAAAAGCCUUCCAGCAUGAGAUUGCAGUGUAACUAUGACCACACCCAACACUUUCCAGAACUACAGGACUUUUGAAACAUGGUUAAGAUGCAAACCAACCCAUUCAGAGUGGUUCAAUGUGAAAUAGCAUACUUUCAGAAACUUACUGGUCAGAAUUGUUCACAAGAGUGUCAAUAGGAACCAGACGUCUAAUGGGUGAUGCCUUUAAAAGAAACCUGCAGGUAGUUAUGAAAUGAAAUGGUUACAAAUACACUGCCUGAUGCCUGAGACAUUGUUCUUCAAUAGUUUAUGAGAUAGGUUUCUCUACAGUGAACCAUUUCACAUCAAACCACUCUGAAUGACUCUUUUUACAUCUCAAUGAAUGAAUUAACUGUUCAAAAAUCAGUGGAAUGAGUUUGAUUUGGUAAGUCAGAGCAGGGGAUCGCAAAAUGUACAGAAGACCUGGAUAAAAGCUCUCAACAAAGAAUCAAAUAUUAGUGCUUGGUCUCACACAUUCAUAUUCAUGUGGCUCAUAAAUCACACAUUCAUAUUCAACAUACACUUUUAACUUGACACUUUGAUGCUUUAGUGUUAGGUAAUUUAACUCUGUUUAGCUGUAACCUAGGCUAACUUGGUAGCUCACAGGUAACAUCAUAUAUUCAUAUUCAUGUAACUGAUAAAUCUUGUAUUUAUAUUCUAAAUGCACUUUUAUCUCAACACUUUGAUGCUUUGGCAAAUUUACAGUGUAGCUUGUAACCUUGUGUACUGCUCCUCUGUUUAGCUGUAACCUGAUUAUAGAUCAUCUAUGCUAACUUGCCAGCUCACAGUUAACACAAAACGUAACACUAGACAGUAUAUAAGGCCAGUAUUAACAGGACUUAAGUGACCAAUUUUACAAACUUUGACUAAGGCAUGUGUUUAUUAUGCUAAU
This is a messenger RNA of Colossoma macropomum (tambaqui), 2249 nucleotides long. It is a transcript of the gene c5ar1, whose product is annotated as C5a anaphylatoxin chemotactic receptor 1. Gene Ontology annotation, biological process: complement receptor mediated signaling pathway; inflammatory response; positive regulation of cytosolic calcium ion concentration. Gene Ontology annotation, cellular component: plasma membrane. Lineage: Eukaryota; Metazoa; Chordata; Actinopteri; Characiformes; Serrasalmidae. Gene Ontology annotation, molecular function: complement receptor activity; G protein-coupled receptor activity. The record is from RefSeq and is a predicted model, not a curated record. Bases 96 to 1145 code for a protein of 349 amino acids. The transcript is spliced from 2 exons.